AUGAUUUGUUCAACAAUUGAAAAAGAGAUUGUCGAUGCUUGUACUAAAGAAACAAUUAAAGCUAUCAUCAAAGACUUAGAUGGUGAUUAUUUUGGAAUACUAGUUGAUGAGUCAAAGGGCAUUUCACAGAAAGAGCAAAUGGCACUAGUUUUACGAUAUGUUAACAAAAACGAAGAGUUGAUAGAAAGCUUUUUGGAUAUUGUUCAUGUGGGUGAUACAUCCGCAAGACAAUUGCAAAAAGUAAUUUACUCUUUACUUUUGGAUCACUCGUUAUACCUAUCAAGACUCCGUGGACAAGGUUAUGAUGGAGCUGGUAAUAUGCAAGGAGAAAAACAUUGGGACUUACUUCGACAACACCAAGUUGAGAAGUUGGAAGAAUUGCUUAAAUUUGGAGAAAUUCUUACCAGACAAGGAUUAAAUCGAGAACGUGGCCUCCAACGAUCGGGUGAUACUCGUUGGGGAUCCCAUUUCAAGACCUUCGAAAAUUUCAUGAUUAUAUUUUCUUCAAUUGCUAAUGUGCUUAAAGAUAUGAAAGAAGAUUCUCCACAUGAUCUUGACAAACUUGCAGCAGAUGUUGCUUCUGAAUUGAACAAAGCUUUACAAAAGAAAGAUCAAGAUAUUGUCAAUGCUAUGGGAUUGCUUAAUCUUUCAAACAGAAGAUUACAAACAAUGAGAGAGAGUGGUUUGGAGUCUUUGAUGGAUGAGGUUUCUUCAUUUUGUGUUAUUGAUUUGCAACUUCAGGAGCUCAAUAAUCGUUUUGAUGUUGUGACUAGUGAUUUAUUCCUUGGUAUGGCUAGUUUGAAUCCGGUUGAUUCAUUUGCUAAUUUUAGUAAGAGCAAAAUAAUGAAGUUGGCUGAAUAUUAUAAAAGUGAGUUUGGUGAUAAUGAACUUCGAGAUCUCAGUUAUCAGCUUGAUAGUUUCAUUGUCUAUGCUCGAGAGUGUGAUAGCAAGUUUCUCAACUUGAAGGGGAUUAAAGAUCUUGCUACGAUGAUGGCACAAACAAAAUUGGAUCAAACUUGGUCUCUUGUUUAUUUUCUUGUAAAGUUGGCUUUGAUUUUGUAUGUUGCUACGACAAGUGUGGAAAGCGCAUUCUCCACAAUGAAGCUCAUCAAAAAUGGUCUAUGUAAUAGCAUUGGUGAAGAAUUUUUGAAUGGUUGUUUAGUUUGUAAGAUAGAGCGGAAGAUAUUUGAAAAUAUAAGUAAUGAUGCUAUUAUAGAUCGUUUUCAAAAUAUGAAGUCUCGUCGAGUACAAUUGUAA
Molecule: messenger RNA, 1257 nt
Organism: Solanum verrucosum
Lineage: Eukaryota; Viridiplantae; Streptophyta; Magnoliopsida; Solanales; Solanaceae
Exons: 4
Coding region: 1-1257 (418 amino acids)
Source: RefSeq, a predicted model, not a curated record